AUGUCUCUGGAGGAUCCGUUCAUUCCGUCCCCAGAGGACAGCAGGGGGCUUCCCCUGAAUGUUUCCAGACUGCUCAGGAAUGCAACAGGAGGGCAGCACCCGUACGGCGUCUGGACCCCCGGGAUCGGGAUCGCCGCGGUGUACGGGCUCCUCAUCGCGGUGGGACUGCUGGGAAACGUGACCCUGAUGAGGACGUGCCUGCUGGUCAAGUCCAUGCGCACCGUGCCCAACCUGUUCCUGUCCAGCCUGGCCCUGGGCGACGUGCUGCUGCUGCUCACCUGCGCCCCGGUGGACGCCAGCCGCUACCUGGUGGACCGGUGGCUGUUCGGGCGCGUGGGGUGCAAACUGAUCCCGUUCGUGCAGCUGACCUCGGUGGGAGUCUCCGUGUUCACCCUGACCGCGCUCUCCGCAGACCGGUACAAAGCCAUCGUCAAACCUCUGGACCGCUCCAGCGCGCCCCUCAGCGUGGGCCUGAGAGCCGGAGCCAUCUGGUUGCUCUCCGGCACUCUGGCGAUCCCCGAGGCGGUCUUCUCCGACCUGGACACCUUCACCACCCGCCACACCAACGAGACAUUUGUCACCUGUGCGCCGUACCCCCACACGGGGGACCUGCACCCCAAGAUCCACUCCACCGCCUUCUUCCUCAUCUUCUACGUGGUCCCGCUGCUCAUCAUCUCGGUCUAUUACUGCUUCAUCGCCCACAGCCUGGUGAGGAGCUCUGAGGACUUUCCUGCUGAGGGGCGGCUGCAUCUCCAGAGACAGAUUGAGUCCCGGAAGCGUCUGGCCAGAACCGUGCUGGUGUUCGUCGGCCUGUUCGCCGUCUGCUGGCUCCCCAGCCACAUCAUCUACCUGUACCGCUCCUUCCACUACGGCCAGGCCGACACCUCGCUGGGCCACUUCGUCGCCAGCGUGUGCGCCCGCAUCCUGGCCUUCACCAACUCCUGCGUCAACCCGUUUGCCCUGUACCUGAUGAGCAAGAGCUUCAGCAAGCACUUCAGCAGGCAGCUGCUGUUCUGCUUCUCGUCCAGAAGUCUUCACAGCCAGAACAGUGGAAGAACGCAUGUGACCACCGUGAGAGGGGGAGCUUCAGCAGUUUAAGAGGACCUGCUGGUGUUAGGAUGCUGCAAUUUGCCUCUCGUGCUAAAAUACUAAGUUUUAGUGAGACGAGCUUCAGUCACAAUCUCAUCUCAGAGACUGAUGUGCAAAAACCUGACAUUUUCCGGACUCGCGCCCCUUGUUUUGCCUUGCAGUACCAUUUUGACCACUAGGUGGUGCAUUGAGUCAUUGAGUGGGUAGAGCGUUUGGCUUCCACAUAGUUCAGUAGUCUAAUAAGGAGGCUUUCACCAUUUACUCAUUGGAUUCUAAUCUGGACUCUAAUCUGAACAGCUGUGACCGCCACCGGGCUGAUCAAACCCUAACUGUCCAAUAAACAUGAGGAGGUGUAGAUAGUGGAGCAAGAAUGUAAUGAUCAUGGAAAUGAAUCCUGAGCUGUAAAGAUAAAGAUGUAUUUAAGAUAGAAGCUUCAGAGGAAGUGAUCAGAGCACCGCAGGGAUCCAGAAGAUUCAGAAGUUCAAAAAAUGAGAUGUUUAUCUGCCUGUGUGAAAUUAAACGUGUUUUCUUUGUACAUCUGAAGGUAAAGUAAGACUCGCUGUUAUUAGAACCAAAGUAUGAUGUUUAUCUUUGGCAAGUAUUUUUAUUUUUUGGUGCCUGGAUUGAAUCAGCAGCAACUGCAUGGCGGCGAGAACAGCUCCUGUAAUGUUACCAUGGUAACAGAUGGAUAGGCAACAUAAUGACAUCAAAUUUGUCGUGUUUCCAGGAUGAUGACGGUUGUGUGUUGUAGCCCAGUCAUCGUGUUUUCAUGUUAAU
Salarias fasciatus (jewelled blenny) is the source of this 1866-nucleotide messenger RNA. Its product is annotated as gastrin-releasing peptide receptor-like. The coding region runs from base 1 to 1098 and encodes 365 amino acids. Gene Ontology annotation, biological process: G protein-coupled receptor signaling pathway. Gene Ontology annotation, cellular component: plasma membrane. The record is from RefSeq and is a predicted model, not a curated record. The transcript has 3 exons. Gene Ontology annotation, molecular function: neuropeptide receptor activity. Lineage: Eukaryota; Metazoa; Chordata; Actinopteri; Blenniiformes; Blenniidae.